AUGGUUCGCCCGACCCUGAAUAGAAUCGCGACGAUCCUCUGGGGAAGAGAGCCCAAGGAUCGAGCCCUACUGGCGAAACUAGAUCUUACGCUGCUCCCCUACUUUUCGCUCAUCUGGUUUCUAUUCGGUGUAACCCGAGCCAGUUACUCGUCAGCAUAUAUCAGUGGCAUGCGUGAGGCCUUGAACUUCCAAGGUAAAGACUACAAUUACAUGAACACGGCCUAUCUAGUCGUCUACGCCGUCUGCCAAAUCCCCGGGACGAGUCUUUUGACCGUUGUGCGACCCAAAUAUGUCUUCGUCGCAGCCAACCUGACAUGGAGUGUUCUCACUCUUAUCACAUACAAAAUGACUCAGGCCUGGCAGGUUAUCCUGCUAAAUGCCAUUGAGGGCGGCUUCUCGGCGAUUGCCUAUGUCGGUGCACACUUUAUUUUGGGGUCCUGGUAUCGCAAGUCUGAGCUAGGUACUCGAGCGGCCGUCUUUUGCUGCUUCGGCCAUGUUGGUAGCAUGGCUGGCGGAUGGAUCCAAGCCGGACUGCUGAAAGCAUUAGCCGGGCAUGGUGGCUUACCUGCGUGGCGAUGGAUCUUUAUCAUCGUCUCAGUGAUGACAAUUCCCGUUGCGUUAUUCGGAUGGUUCUUCAUCCCUGAUCUCCCAGCACAUCGCGCAGCAUGGUAUCUGAACGAGGCAGAGAAAGAGCAUGCCGCACACAGACUAGGCCAAACCUCCAAGCAAACAUGGGAUCGCACCGUAUUAAAGCGAGUCCUACUCAGCUGGCAAUUCUACCUCUUACCACUCAUCUUCAUGCUCUACUCCCUCUGCGUCCAAUCCCUCAGCAACAACGUAAUGGCCCUCUGGAUGUCCUCCCGAGGCUACACAACCAUCCAACAAAACAACUACCCGACAGGCAUCUACGCCACCGCCAUCCUCGGCACAAUCCUCUACUCCACCAUCUCCGACAGACUCCAAUCCCGCUGGGAAUGCUCCCUCUUAAUCGGCCUAACCUUCAUCAUCGGCAGCGCAAUCCUCGUCGCCAACCCAGCCGCCGACGCAGGCCACUUCUUCGCCUUCUACCUGCUCGGCACGACCUACGCGCCCCAAGCCCUCUGGUACUCGUGGAUGGCGGACGUGACGGGCCACGAUCUGCAGCUGCGGGCUAUUACGACGGGGUUCAUGAACUCGUUUGAUUUUGCGUUCGUCACUUGGUGGCCGUUGGUAUUUUAUCCGGUUACUGAUGCGCCGCACUUUGAGAAGGGGUAUGUGGCUAGUUUGGUUACGGGGUCUUUGACGAUUCCGUUUAUUGGGCUUGUGGCGUAUUUGGAUCGGAGGGAUACGGCUAGGGGGGUUAUUGGGAGGGUUGGUCCUAGAGUUGUUGUUGAGGAUUCUGUUGUUGAUGAUGGGGAUCAGGUUCGAUAUGAGCGUGAGAUUGAGGACGGGGAUGAUCAUCCUGAUGAUCCUAUUCCUACCACUGAGGUUACGGUUGCGAGCCUCCCUGUGGGGUGUCAGCUUGUACCACUUGUUCUUGACACAAGAAAGUUGAAAGAACAGUGGGCGCAAUGA
This is a messenger RNA of Aspergillus oryzae RIB40, 1554 nucleotides long. RefSeq lists its product as uncharacterized. Bases 1 to 1554 code for a protein of 517 amino acids. Gene Ontology annotation, molecular function: pantothenate transmembrane transporter activity. Gene Ontology annotation, biological process: pantothenate import across plasma membrane. Gene Ontology annotation, cellular component: plasma membrane. The transcript is spliced from 5 exons. Lineage: Eukaryota; Fungi; Ascomycota; Eurotiomycetes; Eurotiales; Aspergillaceae. The record is from RefSeq and is a predicted model, not a curated record.